UUUUUGACACAAAAGAUAGAAAAUGAAAAUAGAUUUCAAGAUUAUGCGCAGUGGUCGAAUAUUCCAAACCAAUAAGUUGUAGUUCUCGCAUUCGCAUCAGUUGACUAACAAUUCCAUUCUAUAUUGUGGAGUAAAUUUUCCUGCUCCUCCAACAUUCAAUCUCAGUCUGGGUAAAGAAGUUCUAUUGAAGCGAGCAAACACCAUCCGAGCACUCAGCACAUUCAUUGUCAUAGUCCCGAGUCGAAAUCACAGAGACACGGAGAGUGGAAUAGGAAUUCCAAAUCAGCUGCUUUGCCAUUGCCAAAUACAAAACAUCACGUAAUCGAAUUAGUUUUCUUCACUUUCAUUCACAUUCACACAAAAAUUCCAAAUCCUUUGACCUUUGUUGGACAAAAACCACUAUAAUCAUCCCGAAUUCGGGAAUCAAGUGUUCUUUCGAUCCUACACUCACAAACGUCACAUAAAUAUAGGUCGAAGGACAAGUAGAUAGGAUAUUCUAAUAUUAAUUAGAUAGAAAAAAGAAAAGGAAACCCCCACGCAUUGAAGAGGAGCUCUCCUGUCCCUGGGCAACGCAACAACUUAGCUCAACUCAUCUCACCUCAGCUCAUCACCAAAAUGGACUCUUCGUAUGUAUUUAAUGACUUGGAACCUAGCUACGCUGACCUUCCAAUGGAGAUCAUUGUGAGUAUAUUCCGAUAUUUGAACUACACGGACAUCCAAUCAUGUUCUCUGGUGUGUCGUCGUUGGCUGGAGGCCUCCAAGUACAGUGAAUUCCAAUCGAAUGUGAUGAUUAGGAUAACCAAACUCUGUGUGUCGGAUAAGCUGCCUCCAGGCAAGGUGUUCCUCAACAGUGAUCGACCCUUUCCCCACAUCUACAUGGAUGAAGCCACCUUUGGGACACUGGAUCACUUCUUCGCACACAUGGGCAAGACUGCUCAGUCAGUGACCUUCGAGUCCACCGACCUGACAGAGAAACAGUUCUGCGCUGUGCUUGCGGAUCUCUGUGGCAUCAACACUCUCUCCAUAGUCAGAUGCACGUCGUUGUUCAUGACUGGGCAGUUCUUGGAAUCACCCACGGAUCGCAAAACCAUCGCUGAUACCAUGUCUCGAGUUCGCUUCCUCUCCCUCAAAUUCAACCAAUACCUGUCCGAUGCGAUUCUCCUGAGGAUAACCCAGCUGAUAUCCAGUCUUGAGAUGCUCGAUAUGUCCGGCUGCCACAUAGCCUACCACUGCGCCAUACAGCGACGAUUCUAUCCCGAGGAGCUGGCCAAUCAUCCAAGUGAAUCGAUUUUGACAUUUAAAUUCAUACUGCAUGUGAUCCGGGCCCAUCAGAACUCAUUGAAGGAGCUCAACUUCAGCAACACACUGAUCGGAGGUGGUGCUAUGACAGCACUGUGUGAAAUUCCAUUUUUGAAUCUGGAAAAACUAUUGCUACACUCCUGCCGCCAAUUGAAUACCUCAGGUAUUCGUGGUUUCAUUGCAGCACAAACAAAUCUUCGUACUUUGGAUUUGUCCGAUACACUUUGUGUCACGGACGAGUGUCUCGAGACGAUUGUCAAUAAUUUGCAACAAAUUGAAGUACUUAAUAUCAAAGGUUGUACAAAAGUCACAAAGAAAGGAGCCUUGCUGUUGGCCAAGCUGUGCGGGAGUCUGAAGUCAUUGAAUAUAUCUCAUUGUGAUGGGAUAUCGGGAGAUGCUAUUGGUGAGGGCAUAGCCAGCCAGCCAAAUCCGAUGUUGGAAAAAUUAUACAUGUCACAUUUGAACAUCUGUGAGGAUUGUGUUACGAAGUGUGGUGUGAAUCUGUAUAAUUUGAGGGUGCUGGAUAUUAGUAAUUGCAUUAAUGGAGUCACUGAUCAAUCCGUCCAGGUGCUGCUGAAGAAUCUGGUGCUGCUGAGGGAGCUGAACAUGGAGGAGUGCUUUCGGAUAACAGAUGCUGCCCUAACCGGAAUCAGUGUCGAAGAAACCCAACCCUCCGAACGUCCACGUUCCCUCUCAAUGGAAUUCUUCCAUCAUUUACCCCAGGAUAACGUUUCCGAAGGUGGUUCUUUGAAAAUCUCCCUACGCAGCAAAGCCGAAGAGGAAAUUGUUCGUGAUGCCGAACGUAAAAAAGCAAUGUUAGCCGUUUAUGAGCUAAAUUUAGACGAAUCAAAAAUCAAUGGUGUACCAAUAAAAAAUCUCAGAGGCUUACGCAAAUUAAAUUUACGAGGAUGUAAUAAAAUAUCCGAUGUCUCCCUAAAAUACGGAUUCAUAUUUUUAGAAUUACGCAAUCUACUACUAUCGAACUGCCAACAAAUUUCUGUAGUCGGUAUGGAGGCUUUGGUACAAAAUUGUCCAUCCAUUGAAGAGCUAGAUCUCUCCGACUGUUAUAAUAUCAACGAUAAGACUAUUGAAGUUGUUACAAAAAACCUUAAAAGACUUCGAUCUUUACACAUUAGCGGAUGCACUCAAUUAACCGAUCAUAGUUUGGAUUCGAUUGUUGUUAAUUGUAAAGUUUUACAUACUUUAUCAGUAUUUAGAUGUCGACGAAUGUAUUCGGACAUCGAGGAACGUCUUAUCAAUAUGUCCUCGGUGCGAAUUUUAAAUAUGGAUCAUUCAGCAACAAUGGACAAUGGAGAUAUAUUUCGGUUGAAAAAGCGAUUAGAUUACUGAUAUUUCGCCGCAAUUUUCGUUGUAUUUAUUUUAUAUUAUUUUCAAUUGUAUAAUUUUCGUUAAAUAUUCUAAGAAUCAUCAUCAUCAGAGCUAAAGCUGUUUUAAAAUUUAGAAAAUACAUAAUAUUUACUUUCUAUUAAUCAAAAUUAUCAUUUUUAUCUUAUAUCUCUCUCUCAGUAUCUCUCGAAGGGAGAAAGGGAGAGAGGAAUUUAUAUAUAUUGUUAAUAUGUAUUUAAACAAAACAAUUAUCAUAAAACAUUUUAUGUAUAUUUAAUUUUUACAAACAAACAAAAACUUCACCCGUUAUUUACACACAAAAAGAUACACAUUUCUAUUUUCAAAAAUAAGAAACAAAAAAUCUAAAACUUUAGCAACGAAUGUAAUUUGAAACAAAAACAAAAAAAAAAGAAU
Eupeodes corollae is the source of this 3060-nucleotide messenger RNA. RefSeq names its product dynein regulatory complex subunit 6. Lineage: Eukaryota; Metazoa; Arthropoda; Insecta; Diptera; Syrphidae. Gene Ontology annotation, cellular component: SCF ubiquitin ligase complex. The transcript has 4 exons. The record is from RefSeq and is a predicted model, not a curated record. Gene Ontology annotation, molecular function: protein binding. Bases 616 to 2649 code for a protein of 677 amino acids. Gene Ontology annotation, biological process: SCF-dependent proteasomal ubiquitin-dependent protein catabolic process.